AUGUCGUUAACCAUACCCCGGUUGGAGCUCUGUGCCGCGCUCCUGUUGUCACGUCUGUUGUCGAUACGUUUGAAAACCUUACGGGAUAAAGUCAAGAUUACGCGAGUCCGGGCAUGGACAGAUUCAACCAUUGUUUUAUCCUGGCUCACAGCCGAACAAAGGCUGUUUAAAAUAUUCGUCACUAAUCGUGUAUCCAAAAUACGAGACCUCGUGCCCCAGUGCGAAUGGGCACACGUUGGUACUUCAGAAAAUCCAGCUGACCCUGCCUCGCGAGGAUUACUGCCAGAUGCUUUGGUAGCAUGCUCAUCAUUUUUACAUGGACCAAAAUUCCUUCAUUAUGCUGAAUGCCAAUGGCCGGUUGUUACUACAUCAAGUGUAAGUCCUGAAGAGCUUCCUGAAUAUAAACGCCCAUCAAAAAAUAUGCUUCUAACCCGACAGGUUGAUGCUAGCUUCAUCCAACGUUUUUCCGUGUUGCGCAAGAUACAACGGGUGUUAGCAUACUGUCUUAGGUUUGCUGACAAGGCUCGGCAACGUACGGUUGUGAGUGGACCAAUCACUUGGCUAGAGUACGAGAAAGUAUUAAUUAAGGUAACAAUGUACACCCAAAGGUUAUAUUACUCAGAUUUGUAUCACCAACUAGUAACUUCAAAUUCCAUCGUCACUCCGAGUUCCCUUGCUCAGCUUGCACCCUUCGUCGACGCUCAUGAUAUUAUUAGAGUAGGCGGUCGUUUACAGCAUUUGGGCUUGCGCACCGACGCCAAACACCCUAUUUUGUUGUCGAAAUCGUCUCACCUUGCUCAGCUUAUUGUCCAUCACUACCAUCUCAAUACUUUACAUGGUGGAACGCGUUUAGUAGCUUCGUUAGUUCAGCGCCGUUUCUGGAUCGUUUCAAUUCGAGCUGCGAUUCGUCAAGCCAUAUUCAUAUGUACAGUGUGUACUAGAUACAAGGCCGCAGCUCCCCAACCAUUGAUGCCAGAUUUACCAUCAACAAGGGUCCAACAAUUCCGACCAUUUUCCAACGUGGGCAUGGAUUACGGAGGUCCCUUCACCAUCAAGGAGAGUCAACGCCGUAACUCAAAGACGCAUAAGGCGUAUCUUGGGUUAUUUGUCUGUCUAUCUACCAAGGCUGUGCACCUGGAGGUCGUCACAGACUUGUCGACGGAGGCAUUCCUAGCGUCUCUCGAUCGAUUUGUGGCUCGGCGAGGUAUUCCGGUGCAGAUUCAUUCUGACUGUGGAACUAAUUACGUUGGAGCAGCGAAACAACUCAAGACAUUAUUCCACGAUGCAGCAACGAAGGAAGCACUUCAUGCACGAGUUCCAUGUCAAUGGAAGUUCAAUCCGCCUGCGGCUCCGCACUUUGGUGGUAUUUGGGAGGCUGCUAUUAAGAGUACUAAGUUACAUCUAAAGAAGGUAGUAGGUAAUCAGGUGUAUACUCUGGAAGAAUUGAUGACGCUAAUCACACGUAUUGAAGGUGUACUCAACUCUCGCCCAUUAGUCGCCAUGUCGACCGAUCUGAACGAUUUAUCUGUGCUAACACCAGGACAUUUUUUAAUUGGGCAACCUCUAAUGGCGAUUCCCGAACACGACAUUGCUGACGUUCCGCAGAAUCGUCUCAAGCGCUGGCAGUUAAUUAGACAAGCCCUUCAGUCAUUCUGGAAACGAUGGAGUCGGGAAUAUCUCCAUACGCUGCAGAGCAGACAAAAAUGGUUCCAUCAAAAUCCUAGUCUCGGUGUCGGAGAUAUCGUUGUCAUAAAUUCACCUUCUCGACCUCCGUUGAUGUGGCAGCUUGGUCGAAUCAUCGAGGUCCAUCCUGGUGCUGACCAAGUGGUCCGUGUAGCCACUGUCAAGACUGCAGAAGGGACACUGAAACGUCCAGUCGUGAAGUUGGUCAAACUACCUACUGACAACGCUUAA
This is a messenger RNA of Acyrthosiphon pisum (pea aphid), 1914 nucleotides long. RefSeq lists its product as uncharacterized. NCBI's taxonomy places the organism in Eukaryota, Metazoa, Arthropoda, Insecta, Hemiptera, Aphididae. The record is from RefSeq and is a predicted model, not a curated record. Bases 1 to 1914 code for a protein of 637 amino acids. Gene Ontology annotation, molecular function: nucleic acid binding. Gene Ontology annotation, biological process: DNA integration. The transcript has a single exon.